GCAUUCUGGCACAACCUGUCUGAUCUGGCAGGAGACAGGCCGUUUAAAAGAAAGUCUGUUUAUUUAAUCGGUCUUGUUCUAACAAUGGGCAGCGCGCUUUCUUUCUGUGGCAAUCUGACCGCGGCGGGGAUCCUGCUUAUCAGCGACGUGCUGUCGUCCGCAGUGUCCGGGACAGCCCGCGGACUGGUCAACAUCAUUGACCGUUGUUGCGGCAGUGGCGAGAAUACUGUUCGGAGGAAGCGGGCGUGGCACAAGCAGCGUUGCUCUACGGAUCCUGUGUACGUGCCAAUGAACCAGUCGGCGUUCGGUGAGCUCGAUGUAGAAGCAACUUUGUCCAACAGUACUUUCCCAAUAAAGCCUCACGAGCUUAUCUGCAAAGCCAAGGAAGUUCUGGCUUCCGAGUUUGGCACGGCACCAGGUUGCGACGGGUCGUGCUUGGCCGAAGAUUUCCAGUUCGUUGCUCCUAUCAUUGGCCCACUCUCGAAGGCAGAGUUCGUGAGAGCUUUCGGAUCCUUCAAGCUGAAGGACGCGAUCCCAGAUCUGAAAGACAACUCCUGGUUCCAGGUCGAUCCCCUCGAGCCCAAUCGUGUCUGGAUGAUCUCGCGCGCCACGGGGACCCACACGGGCACCCUGAAUUUCGGCUCGCCGCUGGCGGCGACCGGCAGAUCAGUCCAGCUGCCCCCGCAGGCUCAGAGCAUGCUCUUCGACGAGAAGGGCAAAUGCUACACGCUGACAGUGGGCUACUGCAUGGACAAGCGCAUUGGGAAUACCGAUGGCCUCGGCGGAGUCUUCGGGAUCCUCAAGGCCGUGGGCAAGCCGCUGCCUUUCCCCGAGGCCCAGCGGUUGUACACGCCAUCGCUUCGCUUCGAGGCCUUCGAGCAUGUGGCCAAGGCCAUUGAGGAUCUCGGCUUCGACCCAGCAAGCAGGUCGCGUCUCCAACAGGAUGCUAGGUGCUAG
Prorocentrum cordatum is the source of this 957-nucleotide messenger RNA. NCBI's taxonomy places the organism in Eukaryota, Dinophyceae, Prorocentrales, Prorocentraceae. The record is from the annotation of a GenBank genome assembly.